Molecule: messenger RNA, 4841 nt
Organism: Syngnathoides biaculeatus (alligator pipefish)
Lineage: Eukaryota; Metazoa; Chordata; Actinopteri; Syngnathiformes; Syngnathidae
Product: paraspeckle component 1-like
Exons: 10
Coding region: 110-1663 (517 amino acids)
Biological process (GO): regulation of DNA-templated transcription
Cellular component (GO): nucleus
Molecular function (GO): RNA binding
Source: RefSeq, a predicted model, not a curated record
UCAGGUUGCGCGCGCACCUGUCGCCAUUUUAAAACUCAAGUUGUCCUCCACCGCAAUUCAAACCUGCUUUCCAACAAAUAAACUGUAUAAGCGAUCAAACUUACAGACAAUGGCCGACCAAAAUGGACAGGUACCGAAUUCGCAAAGCAGCAGUUCGCCGCCACCCUCCAAUAGUGGCGCAGAGUGCCCUGCCGCCGACAACGACCACCAAACGCCGGUCAACGAAAACAGUCCAGCAGCGCCUGCUGAGCAGUUAUCCCCGUCUGAAGAACCCGAAGCAGCCGCGGUGGGCAGCUGCCAGCUUCAAGACAAAAUUACGCUUGAUAUUUCAAGAUUUAAAAAGCCAGGCGAGAAAACAUUCACUCAGCGCUCUCGGCUUUUUGUUACGAAUCUUCCGCUGGAUUUAUCCGAGGAGGAAUUCGUCAGUAUGUUCGCUAAAUAUGGAAAUACAUCUGAGGCUUUCAUUAACCGAGAGGGAGGAUUUGGCUUUAUUCGUUUGGAGACGCGUACAGUAGCGGAGAUUGCCAAAGCUGCGCUAGAUGGGAAAAUAUUGAGGAAUCGACCAAUCAGGAUCCGCUUUGCUGCACAUUGUGCCGCACUCAAUGUGCGCAACCUAUUGCCUGUUGUCACAAAUGAGCUUUUGGAACAGGCCUUUUCACAAUUUGGCCAAGUGGAACGGUGUGUCGUUGUGACAGACGACCGUGGGCGGUCCACUGGCAGAGGCUUUGUGGAGUUUGCAAGCAAAGUGGCCGCACGUAAAGCUCUGGAACGCUGCAAGGAGGGCGCAUUGUUGUUAACUACCACGCCUUGCCCAGCCAUUGUGGAAUCUACUGAGCACUUUGAUGAUGAGGAAGGACUGCCCGAAAAGAUGUUGCCGAUAACUCCAAAAUAUUUCAAGGAACGUACCCAAACACCACAUUUUGCCCAGCCGGGGACAUUUGAGUUUGAAUACUCGUCUCGCUGGAAAGCACUUGAUGAGAUGGAGAAACAGCAGCGAGAGCAGGUGGACAGGAAUAUUAAAGAAGCCAAAGAGAAGCUGGAGGCUGAACUGGAGUCAGCAAAACAUGAACACCAACUCAUGUUAAUGAGGCACGAUCUGAUGAGACGUCAAGAGGAGUUGAGGCGAUUGGAGGAGCUUCGCAACCACGAGCUUCACAGACGAAAACAGAUAGAGUUAAGGCAUGAGGAGGAGAGGAGAAGACGAGAGGAAGAAAUGAUGAGAAUGCACAGAGAACAGGAAGAGUUGAAGCGCCAGCCAGAUACCUUUAAACCGGCUUACCAGGACAAUAGAGGACAGGAAAUGAGAGUGACUGAUCUGGGCCCUCGUGGAGCCUUUAAUAUGGCAGAUGGCUUUAACCAAGCCCCAGCAGGGCCCAGCACAAACCAGGGUCAAAUGCUGAGCAUGGGUGGAAGGAGCACCACCAUUAGCCCACAAGGAACUGCAAACAUGGGCCCACUGUUGGUGUCUGAAAAUGCCAACAUGCGAGGUGACAGAUAUCCGCUGGGUGGAUCUCUGGCAGGACGAGCAGAGGUGGAAUCACCGAAACAGCAGCAGCCACCACUACCACAGGUGCCCCCUGGUGGUCCAUCACCAGUGUAUGGGAGGGGCAGUCCUUUAGAUGGAGUGUUUGAAGGGCCAAAUAAUAAGCGCUGUCGCUAUUGACCAAAUUCUUGUUGACCCACCUACUUACAGUGCCAUUAGAAAGUAUUCACAUUAUUUUUUCCAAUUUUUCCUGUUAGACUUAUUCUAGAGCUGGUUUGAGUUUAGUUUUAAAAACACAUGAGAUAUCCCUUAAUAACAAAGCAACAAAAUUUUCAGACAAUUGUGCACAUUAAUUGAAAAUGAAAACGUAUCUGGUAAGUAUUCACAUCUUCUUCUUUUCCUUUCGGCUUGUCCUGUUAGGGGUCGCCACAGCGUGUCAUCUCCGAUGAACGCAUAUUUGUUUGGCACAGUUUUACGCCGCAACCGCUCUAGAUAUAGCCAGGGAGAGAAGCUUACAGUUCCUGGUAUUCCCAGGUGGUCUCCCAUCCAAGUACUAACCGGGGCCAAACCCACUUAGCUUCCAAGGUCUGACGAGAUCAAGUGUUCUCAGGGUAGCGUGGCCGUAAGCUAUUGUAAGUAUUCACAUCGUUGGCUUUAUAUUUUGUUGCCAGCAAUCACAGCCUGAAAUUUUCUCUGGUAUGGCUCACCUGUUUUGGGGCAUUUUCUUGCAUUCUUUUUUCCAGAUCUUCCCAAGGUCAGUUAGGUUGGAUGGGGAGCGUUGGUGGCCAGUAAUUUUUAGGUCACUAGGUCGAUGUUCGGUUGUUUUCAAGCCCAAGCUCUGACUGGGCCACUAAAAGACAUUCACAGGCUGCUCCUGAAGCCACUCCCCUAGCAGUGCGGUUUGGGUCAUUGUCUUCUUGGAAGGCGAAUGGACAACCUAGUCUGAGUCCCAGUGUACUCUGCAACAAGUUCUUGCAAAGAAUUUCUCGAUAUUUGGGAGCUGUCAUCUUACCCUCUAUGCCAAAUUUUUGUUUUACUGUGUUUCGGCAAAGAAUCAUAUCAUACACAUGAAAGAGUGAAAGAGCCACAUCAUACACAUGAACAUCAUUCCCUCCUUACACAUACCUUUGCUCAACCAGAUUUAUUGUCAAUGUCACACGAAAAAUCGACCCCUACAGCAGGGGUGUCAAACUCAUUUUUAUCAUGGGCCACAUUGUAGAAGCGGUUUCUGUCAGAGAGCCAUUAUGACUGAAACCAUGAAAAUCUUGAAUUGACCCAUCAUAUUUACAUAUUAAACUUAACUAGUUUUGGAAUCAGGAAUCAAAGAAAUGCUUGCAGUAUCUCAACAUCAUUUAUGAUAUGACAAUUUGAAAUAUUGGUACUGAUUUGAACAAAAAUCAUGGAAGUUGAUACACAUAAUUUGCCUUUGCGGGCCAUAUAAUAAUCUCGUGGCAGGCUGCAUCGGGCCUUGAUUUUGACACCUGUGCCCUACAGAGUACCAAGGCUACAGGGCAGUAAUUUUAAAAAAUGUAAAGAAGUAAAGUAAAUUAAAAACUUCUCACCCUUUUGCUGCAGACAUCUGUGCAGUUCUGUCUCCUCACCCAUCGAUACACACACUCACAUCAAACUUGUCAUUGUACCCGUAACAACCAUAAUUAACUCGAGCAAAGCGCCCACCCACGUACAUUAAAGAAACUUCGAUAUGCUUUUGUGCCUUCACGAGAGCCGCAUGUAAGGAGCCAAAGAGCCUCGAGCCGUGGGUUGCCCACACCUGCUCUAUGCAGACAAGUUGCACAGUUCCUACAAUAUGAAAACAGCCUCACAGCAUGAUAGUCCCACCACCUUGCCUCACAAUAGGGAUGGUGUAAACCAGGGGCUGACAAGCAGUGCCAAUUUUCCAGAUACGAUGCAAUUCAGACCAAAAAGUUCCAUUUUGGUUUCAUCUAAACAGAAUUUUGUUUCGGCAGGUCUGAGAAUCCAAAAGGUACGUUUUGCCAAACUCCAAGCGGGAUGCUGUGUGGCUCUUAGUGAGAAAUGGCUUCUGUCUACCCCCUCUUCAUUGGUAGAGUGCUUUAUCAGUGGUUGACCUGAAUGGUACUCCUAUUCCCACAAGGGAAUCUUGAGGCCCUGCCUUAGUGGCAAUAGGGUUCUUGUUCACCUGAACAAUUGACUGAGCUCAAUUUUCCUGUUACUCAGCUUGGUCGGACAGCCAGGCCAAGGAAGGGCCCUGAUGUUUCCAAGCUUCUUCCAUUUCAGAUUUGACACCACAGUGAUUUUUCCAUACCUUUGAUGAUGCUGAAAUUACUUUGUAUCCUUCCCCAGAUUUGUGCCUGGAUGCAAUCUGGUCUCAGAGAUCUACAGUUUCUUAUGCUUUAUUGCUUGGUUUCUUCAGUUGGUUUCUUCAUUAUGCACUGCCAACUAUGGGACCUGCUAUUGGCAGGUGUGUGCAGUUUCUGCUAUUUCACAUUCAAUUAACUGCAUUUACCGCAGGCAGAUUCCAUUCAAGUGACAGAAGUAUCGAAAGGAUGAUCAGUGGAAUACUUGCCAUCUAUUAUGUUUGAAUGAUAACAUUUUUUCAUCAAUUUACAGAAAUGUCUGAAAAUGUUUUUUGCUUUGUUUGGCACAUUUUAUGUAGUUAGUUUUGUUUGUUUUUAAGAAAACUAUACUCAAGGCAGCAACAAUUGAGCAACUGGUUAGAGUGUUGGCCUCAUAGUUGUGAGGUCCCGGGUGCAAUCCCCGAGCCACCCGUGUGUAGUUUACAUCUUCUCCCCGUGCCUGCGUGGGUUUUCUCCGGGCACUCUGGUUUCCUCCCACAUCCCAAAAAACAUCCGUUAAGUGGAGACUAAAUUGCCCCUAGAUGUGAUUGUGAGUGCAACUGUUGCCUGUCUUUAUCUGCCCUGCAAUUGGCUGGCAACCAGUUUAGGGUGUACCCCGCCUCCUGCCCGUUGACAGCUGGGAUAGGCUCCAGCACUCCCUGUGACCCUCGUGAGGAUAAACAACUCAGAUAAUGGAUGGAUAGCGAAACACUCAAAUCACCUUUAGAAUAAGUCUAACAAAACAAAAUACUGAUAAAUGUGAAGGACUGUGAAGAUUUUCUAUAAUCACUGUUUAUUCCAUGAGAUGUGGCUGGGAACUGUUCUGUUCUGUUUUGACCCCCCCCCCCACCGCCAUGUUCCAGCGCUUUGCUGUGUGACAAAUACUUUUGGACUUCGGCCAAUUCACAUUCUUUUUACAGCUCAGAUUUCUUCUAUGAAACUUUAUAUUUGCAGUGUUAUGCACUCUGCGAAGUUUUUUUUGUUUGUUUUUAAGGCAGAAGACAUUCGAGCCUGGACUAUCAUGCAUGUGAAUGUCUGUUUUU